This is a messenger RNA of Heterocephalus glaber (naked mole-rat), 3495 nucleotides long. RefSeq names its product claudin 12 (gene Cldn12). The record is from RefSeq and is a predicted model, not a curated record. NCBI's taxonomy places the organism in Eukaryota, Metazoa, Chordata, Mammalia, Rodentia, Bathyergidae. Gene Ontology annotation, cellular component: plasma membrane.
CAAGACGCGAGCGAGUCCGCCUGUGCUCCCAGAAGCCUCUGGUGCGUAUCCUCGCUGGAAACGCACUUCCGGGACGCGGAGGGAAACUCUCCGACAGACUCCACUGUGUGGGCGAGAGAGAUGCUCUGGCUGUGAGGCGCAGGCCCAUAUCAUCUCUCCUGUGUGUUUCUUCUAAAUUAAAUAAACCUGUUUUAGAACUGUCAGGUACUUUAAAGGUCUCACGGUUCUGCACAAGGCUGCCUGCCAUGGGCUGUAGAGAUGUCCACGCAGCCACAGUCCUCUCCUUCUUGUGUGGAAUCGCCUCAGUCGCAGGCCUCUUUGCGGGAACUUUGCUUCCUAACUGGAGAAAAUUACGACUGAUCACAUUCAACAGAAAUGAGAAGAACUUGACUGUUUACACAGGUCUAUGGGUGAAGUGUGCCCGGUAUGAUGGAAGCAGUGACUGCCUGAUGUACGACACUACUUGGUACUCAUCCGUUGACCAGCUGGACCUGCGUGUCCUCCAGUUUGCCCUGCCCCUCAGCAUCUUGAUUGCAGUGGGUGCCUUGCUGCUCUGCCUGAUUGGAAUGUGUAACACGGCCUUCAGGUCCUCUGUGCCUAACAUCAAACUGGCCAAGUGUCUGGUCAAUAGUGCAGGCUGUCACUUGGUGGCUGGGCUACUGUUUUUUCUGGCAGGUACUGUGAGCCUCUCUCCAUCCAUCUGGGUCAUCUUUUAUAACAGCCAUCUGAACAGGAAGUUUGAACCAGUUUUCACGUUUGAUUAUGCAGUUUUUGUCACCAUCGCCAGUGCGGGGGGCCUGUUUAUGACUUCCCUCUUACUGUUUAUUUGGUAUUGUGCGUGCAAAUCUUUGCCUUCUCCUUUCUGGCAGCCUCUGUAUUCCCAUCCUCCCAGUAUGCACAGUUACUCCCAGCCCUAUUCAGCACGUUCCCGCCUCUCUGCCAUUGAAAUUGACAUUCCAGUCGUUUCACACACUACCUAAUUGAGAAGAUAGUUAAUUGUUUUACAAAUUUCUUGUAGCCUCUCACAUUCCCCUUGUAUAAAGAGCCUUUUUGAGCCUCUGUACAUUUUCCUUUGUUCUGAGAGUCAACAAAUCCAAAUUUGUAUGUCCUGGUAGAAUGAAGUGCUGCUAGUUUUUAUGAGGAGUAAAUUACAUUAUUUUUAAAUGUAAAACAUUUCUUCUCUCUUGCUUCUUGUAUUGGAAGGAUUUUUAGCCUCUUUGAUAUCUGAUCAGUUAUUUAAGGGAAACAGCCUGUGUGUGGUUUAAAAUAAUAUGGUAAAGAAUGAUGGCUAAGAGAAGCUGUUGUGUACAAUCUUUAUGAAUAUUUCAGAUUGUGCUUUGUCCUUUUUCUGUAAUACUUGACACUGGAAAAAGAGGCUACUUUAAAUAUAAGAAAUUUCUUUCAGCUAGGGGUAAUAUUUUAACACUAGUCAAUAAUCUAGCAGCUAUGGCUGUAACUUGUUUUCUCUCUUUUGGAGCUAACUGUAUUGAAUAAGCUUCAGUAAUUUGAAAAUUACUUUCUUUUUUUUUUGUGAGUUCCUUAUCUUCUACCUCAUGCUAGUGUAAAAGUAAAAUGCAUUUUAAGUGAAGUCAGAAUAAGACUAAUAUUUAAGUAUCUAUUGUGGAUAACAUUUAAAUAAUUUUAAUGAUUCCAUAAAUUGUAUUGUUGGAGUUAAAAUGUGCCAUGUGACUAAUUUGUGCUUCCUCUGAGGCAGAAAAACUUGUUACUCUAGAUACCAUCUAUCAGGCAGUACUCAUGCACACAUACAAUCUCUUAGGAGCUAAGAGAAAUUGUUCAGACUUAAUGGUUUGUUCUCUUUAGACAUAGGUGCUUGGGGACAAGAAUCUGUUCUUCAGUACAACAGAAGUGAUUCACUCUGAUGACUGCUGUUUGGGUGAAGUAAGAAGAUAGCUUUACCAUAACCACAUUGACCCUUAAUUCACUUCCUCCCCCAUCACGGAUUACUGUCUUGAGCAUUUAUCUUGGCCUGCCACUUUAGUAGGUGGUUUGGAGGAUACAGGAAAAGUAGGGGAUCGGGUCCCAUCCAUGAAGAAAUUUUAAUCUAAUAGACAAGAUCAAAUAAUCAAACUAUUAUCUGAUGACUAGUGAACAAGCUGACUUCAUUGGCAGCUGAUACCAAUUUCUCAGUCAUUCAUCCAGGAAUACAUUUCAACCAGAAUGGUGACUUUCUGACAGACUAAUUGUAUAACACCAGAAAUAUCCUGGACCUUAGAAAUUCACUGUACUUGAAUUCAUCAGAUUCUUAUGGUAUCUCCCUUUGCCUAUGUGCUCUAAUAACAUUAUCAGAAUCAAGAGGCUGGGUAAAAGGGGUAGAGAAAUUGUACCUUUUCCACCUCUAAAAGUAUAAUGAUGUAUUAAAGAGGGAUGAGUUUUUAAAAUCUGUAUCCUGAGGUGGUAUCAGUUAGGUGUAACUAUGUCAACACUGAGAUAACACUUCGAGAUUCAGGGAUUUAGGGUCUUUGCCCUUAUGAAUUUGAGCUGCUUAUUUAGUUGGAGUAAUUAGCUACAUAUUCAUAUUAUGUCCAUAAGGACUUUCUUUUGUUACAGAUUUUACAAAUAGCUAAUUGUAUAAUAAGCAGAUUAUGCCUCUUUUACAAAUCUGAAUAUGAUUCUGGUAUAUAUAUAUAUAUAUAUAUAUAUAUAUAUUACUUUUUUCUAAUUCCAACACUACUUUAUGUAAAUAGAAAAUAAAUGUAGUUGCAUAAUUUUUAAAUGCCAUCCAUAGAAUGCAUGAAAGGCUGUUUUUCAUUUAUAGAUUCCAAUUUUCAGUUGUAAUUCUUUUUGUUCUUCUCAGAUGUAGCUGAGUCUUGAUCAUUCCAAGACAGGUAGAAUUUUGAGAUUAAUGUUAACUUUCCCACUUGAGUAAUUUAGUCCCUUCUCACUAAAAUUUUGUUCAGAAGGAUCAAGAAUUCCACCAUCCCUUGGUCUUUGCAUAAACAAUGUUAAAGAAAAAGAAUGUGCCAUUGAGAUAUUAGGCAGUUUUUAGUUCUUAUAUGUGAUAACUACUCAUAUAAACAUUGAGCUUUUCUACACUUCAUAAUCUGUAGCCUCAAAUUAGUAUUUGUUAUGGAUUCACAUGGCAUAAGAAACAGCUGUUUUCUUAUUGUCUUAGUGUUUCAAAUUUGCUAUCAGUGGCUGUUUUUUUAAACCAUCAAAGGAAAACAAGUAUUUACAGUUCUUUCUAAUGGUUCUUGAGCACUAAUCAGGCUAUCAUUGUGAUUGGGGAUAACUUUUUGUUGUUAAAAACCUUUUACAGAAGCCAGCUUGAAAAACAACCUUAAAUGUGGUAUGGUGCACCAGCUUUGGUUUAUCCAGCCUUGGAAAACAAUUUAAAAAAAAAAAUGAAAUUCUGAGCUUAUUUUACUUGUACAUAUACACUAUAAAGGAUAGUAUGUUUGCUGUAAACUGCAAGGUAAAACCUCGAUAAAAGUGUACUGUAAUUCUUGAUGUUUAUUAAAAGAUGUAUUUUUACAA